Messenger RNA from Galeopterus variegatus (Sunda flying lemur), 3292 nucleotides. RefSeq names its product valyl-tRNA synthetase 2, mitochondrial (gene VARS2). The coding region runs from base 7 to 3042 and encodes 1011 amino acids. NCBI's taxonomy places the organism in Eukaryota, Metazoa, Chordata, Mammalia, Dermoptera, Cynocephalidae. The transcript has 23 exons. The record is from RefSeq and is a predicted model, not a curated record. Gene Ontology annotation, cellular component: cytosol. Gene Ontology annotation, molecular function: ATP binding; valine-tRNA ligase activity; aminoacyl-tRNA deacylase activity. Gene Ontology annotation, biological process: valyl-tRNA aminoacylation.
UUUUCCAUGUGUAUCCCACCACCCAAUGUCACUGGCUCCCUGCACAUCGGCCAUGCACUCACGGUGGCCAUACAGGAUGCCCUUGUGCGCUGGCACCGGAUGCGUGGGGAUCAGGUGCUGUGGGUGCCUGGCACAGAUCACGCAGGAAUUGCUACACAAGCUGUGGUGGAGAAACAGAUGUGGAAGGAGCGGGGGGUGAGGAGACACGAGCUGAGCCGGGAAGACUUCCUCAGGGAGGUGUGGCAGUGGAAGGAGGCGAAAGGUGGAGAGAUCUGUGAGCAGCUGCGAGCUCUGGGUGCCUCCCUGGACUGGGAUCGAGAGUGUUUUACCAUGGAUGCUGGCUCUUCAGUGGCUGUGACCGAAGCCUUUGUGCGACUCUACGAGGCGGGGUUGUUGUACCGGAACCAUCAGCUUGUCAACUGGUCAUGUGCUUUAAGAUCAGCCAUCUCAGACAUUGAGGUGGAGAGCCGGCCCCUGUCUGGCCGUACGGAGCUUCUAUUGCCUGGCUGCCCCACCCCUGUGUCUUUUGGCUUCCUACUGUCUGUUGCCUUCCCCGUGGAUGGAGAGCCUGAUGCAGAGGUUGUGGUAGGAACCACAAGGCCAGAGACGUUGCCUGGAGAUGUGGCCGUGGCUGUUCAUCCCGAGGACUCUCGAUACACACAUCUACACGGGCAUUGGCUUCGUCACCCCUUGACAGGGCAGCUUCUCCCCCUCAUCACAGACUCUGCUGUUCAGCCACAUGUGGGCACAGGGGCAGUGAAGGUGACUCCAGCUCACAGUCCUGCUGAUGCUGAGAUGGGGGCCCGACAUGGCUUGAGCCCCCUGAGUGUCAUUGCAGAGGAUGGGACCAUGACCUCCCUCUGUGGGGACUGGCUGCAGGUGGUACCAGACUCAGUGUUACCCCAUCCUUUGGGGGCACCCUCCUCCUCUCCUUCCCCCUCUCACUUUCUUGUCUCUCUAGAGGCUUCUCAUUUUCACCAUUGCCACUUUCCCCAGGGUCUUCACCGAUUUGUGGCACGGGAAAAGAUUAUGUCUGCGCUGAGGGAACGGGGCCUGUUCCGGGGCCUCCGGGAGCACCCCAUGGUGCUGCGCCUGUGCAGCCGUUCUGGGGAUGUGGUAGAAUACCUACUGAAGAGCCAGUGGUUUGUCCGCUGCCGGGAAAUGGGGGACCGAGCUGCCAAGGAGGCCAGGAAGUCCUUUCUGAGUUUUAAAACCACCUCAGAGGCCACUUGUCCCAUCCGGGAGGCACACGUGCAGGAAGGGAAGCCUUGUCUAAAGCCCCUUUUCCCUCCAGGCUGUGGAGUCGGGGGCCCUGGAGCUGAGCCCCUCCUUCCACCAGAAGAACUGGCAGCACUGGUUUUCCCACAUUGGGGACUGGUGUAUCUCCCGGCAAUUGUGGUGGGGCCAUCAGAUUCCAGCCUACCUGGUCACGGAGGGGCAUGCAAAGACCCAGAUGUCCUAGACACAUGGUUCUCUUCGGCUCUUUUCCCCUUUUCUGCCCUGGGCUGGCCCCAAAAGACCCCAGAUCUUGCUCGUUUCUACCCCCUGUCACUUUUGGAGACGGGCAACGACCUUCUGCUGUUCUGGGUAGGCCGCAUGAUUAUGCUGGGCACACAGCUCACGGGGCAGCUCCCCUUCAGCAAGGUGCUCCUUCAUUCCAUGGUUCGGGACAGGCAGGGCCGGAAGAUGAGCAAGUCCUUGGGGAAUGUGCUGGACCCCCGGGACAUCAUCAGUGGGGUGGAGCUGCAGGAGCUGCAGGCAAAGCUGAGAGAUGGCAGCUUGGACCCCUCAGAGCUGGCCAUUGCAGCUGCAGCACAGAAAAAGGACUUUCCUCAUGGCAUCCCCGAGUGUGGGACAGAUGCAUUGAGAUUCACGCUGUGCUCCCAUGGAGUUCUGGGGGGUGACUUGCACCUGUCUGUCUCGGAGGUCCUGAGCUGCCGGCAUUUCUGCAACAAGAUCUGGAAUGCCCUGCGCUUUAUCCUCAAAGUCCUAGGGGAGAAAUUUGUACCUCAGCCUGCAGAGGAGCUGUCUCCCUCCUGCCCCGUGGAUGCCUGGAUCCUGAGCCGCCUUGCCCUUGCUGCCUGGGAAUGCGAGCGGGGCUUCCUCACCCGGGAGCUCUCACUGGUCACCCACGCGCUGCACCACUUCUGGCUCCACAGCCUCUGUGACGUCUACCUGGAGGCCGUGAAGCCGGUGCUGUCGCGCUCACCCCGCUCUUCAGGGCCCUCUCAGGUCCUGUUCUCCUGCGCUGACCUUGGGCUCCGGCUCCUUGCCCCGCUAAUGCCCUUCCUGGCUGAAGAGCUCUGGCAGAGGCUGCCCCAAAGGCCUGGCUGCACUGCUGCCCCCAGCAUCACUAUUGCCCCCUACCCCAGUGCCCACAGCUUGGAGCACUGGCGCCAGCCCGAGCUGGAGCAGCGCUUCUCCCGGGUCCAGGAGGCUGCACAGACACUGAGGGCUCUCCGAGCCACGUACCAGCUCACCACAGCCCGGCCCCGAGUGCUGCUGCAGAGCCCCGAGCCUGGGGAGCAGGGCCUCUUCCAGUCCUUCCUGGAGCCUCUGGGCACCCUGGGCCACUGUGGGGCCGUGGGCUUCUUACCCCCAGGUACAGCAGCUCCCACCGGCUGGGCCCAGGCCGCACUAAGUGGCACACUUCAGGUCUACAUGGAGCUGCAGGUGACUGGUGGGGAUCGGAGGGGGAGGGGAGGAAUUUGGAAGAAUGUUGGGAGGAAAGGAAGGGCCCUUAGAAUGGAGAAGAUGGAGGCCUUGAGCAGGCUGCAGAGGCCCGAGCCUUCUCUUCCUGUGCUACGCCAGGGUCUAGUGGACCCGCAGACACAUCUUCCUCUGCUAGCUGCCCGAAGGCACAAGUUGCAGAAGCAGCUGGACAGCCUCCUAGCCCAGGCCCCAUUGGAAGGGGUGGCAGAGACUCAGAUGCAGCAACGGCUCUCUUCCCUACAAUUGGAACUGUCGAAACUGGACAGGGCAGCCUCGCACCUCCGGCAGCUGAUGGAAGAGUCUCCUGACCCCGGGGAGCUCAAGCCCUAACUCACCAUCCCUGUCUGUUUUCCUCUCUCUCAGACCCAUCUUUGGGGACAAACAGAUUUGUCAGCCGUUAUGGUGCGAUUGGACUAUGUGGCCCACUGUCCUCAUUUUGUAAAUGAGGAAACACUGGCUUGGUCAUGGUGACCGUGGUGUCCUCAAGAAGCUCACCUCACUGCCAGGCCUCCCUCCCGUGCGGCCCCACCUGGAAGUUUGGGAAGGAGGAGAUUCAGAUAAACACUUUUAAAAUCCUAAA